Molecule: messenger RNA, 2063 nt
Organism: Cherax quadricarinatus
Lineage: Eukaryota; Metazoa; Arthropoda; Malacostraca; Decapoda; Parastacidae
Source: RefSeq, a predicted model, not a curated record
AACAGGCGCCUCGGCUACCAGUUGCACAUCAGUUUGCUUAGCUAUCAUGGAUACAAAAAAGCAAAAGAAAAUUUCACAGAAGCAACCAAAGAAAAGGACAGAUGAAUUAAAGCAGGUGCCUCCUUCACCACCAAGUGUAAAAGAAAAAAAUAGGGUGAAGGCUUCUCCACUGCCAAGUGAGAAAGAUGAAUUAAAGCAGGUGCCUCCUUCACCACCAAGUGUAAAAGAAAAAAAUAGGGUGAAGGCUUCUCCACUGCCAAGUGAGAAAGAGUUAAGAGGUAUGUUCGAAGACUUUAAAAGAGCUGAUGAACUACUGAAACCAUUUAAAACUCUCUUUAAGUCCUCACAAACUGAGAAGCAAAAAGUUGAUGUUUCCACUGGUAAAAAUAAACUAACACAGGAGGUAAUUAGAAGAGUAAAAACAAAGUUUUCUACUAGUGAAGAAUUUGCUGUUAAGUUGCUGAAUGUAUUUGGAGAGAAGGAAGCCUUACUUACACAUGAGGCUAUAAGAUUCACCCCACCUGGCAUUUUUCUACGGACUAACGGGCUCAAGGCAAGUCGCAAGCGGCUAUGGAGUGAGAUGGAGGCUGCCAAUGUGAAGGCAUGGCUACCUGAGUGGUCCAGAAUUAACAUCAACAUUGUAGGAGAUAUGCAGCAUAUUCCCCCACUAGUCCAACAGAUGAUCAGUGAAGGGCGUUGUUACUUGCUGGGUGUGAUAAGCUCAGUGUUGGGGGUGGUGAAUGCGCCCAAGAUAGGAGAAGAUGUCCUGGAGAUGUGUGCCACCAACUGUGUCAAGACUGUUCACAUAGGAGCCAUGAUGAUGAACACUGGCAAAUUGGUUGCCAGAACUCUACAUUGCCAGGAUGUUACAGAAUUGCAGAAGACACUCAAACAUUUGGGUGUGACAAACUGUGUGGUUACAGAUAUGCUUACAGUUGAUUUAGCUAAGACAAUGGCCAAGUCUUUUGACAGAGUAAUAAUUGAUGCACCAUGCAGUGGCAUUGGUGUAGUACCUCCUGAAUCAGGGAUCUCAAUGUGUAAAGACAGCCGUGAUCUGGAGAUCAUCUGUGAGCGACAGAAACGUCUUAUAAUUGCAGGAGCUGAAUGCCUCAGACAUGCUCAUAAUCGACGGUCCUUCCUGGUGUACACAACCUGCUCUGUCUUGGUUGAAGAGAAUGAAGAUGUGAUUCAGCAUCUGCUAGACAGUAGACCAGAAAUGGAGGUAAUUCCAACUGGAGUUUCUCUAGGUGUUCCUGGCUUCAGUCACUUUCGUGGACGCAGGUUCAGUGAGGAUAUGUGCUUCACCAGACGAAUAUAUACCCAUCAGAAUCACAUGGAUGGAGUGUUCCUAGCAAAGCUGUCAUUCAGUCAUACAGAUAAAGAAUAUUUUUCUUAAAAAGUUUAGGACUUUUAGAACAACAUAUAAGGAAAAUGGCUUAAUAUUUAGACGUUUUUGUUAUUAUGUUCCUGGGAAGCACUAAACCUGUAGGGUCAUACAGUGCCAGAGAAACCAGAUUUAAUCCCAGGAAAGGGAGGGUAGAGACAAUUAUCUGGAUCGAGAGCUUUUCACCUGCAUCUAGGCACCUCUCUUGAAAGAUAGACCUUUCAUUUCCUUUGAAAAUGGUGCCUUUUUGCUGCUGAAAGACUCUUAAUCCAAGGAAUUGGAUUUCUCUUCCCCCACCCUGUUUAAAUCAGAUUACCUCCUAAGCUGUAUAACCUCUGCAGUUUUAGAGCUUGCCUAUAAGUAUUAUUAUUGAACCUUUAGUGGUGAAAUGCUACAGAUCUUGUAUAACUGUUUCAAUACCUAAUAGGAAUUUUAAGUGUACUUUCAUAUCUAGUAUUAUUGGAUUCAUAAAAUCAGGCAUUUUGAUUACUUUUUUGUUGAAGUUCUACCAUGAUUCACUAAUCAUCCCAAUCUCAAGAGAUCAUGCAAAUGAAUGUCACCAAUUCAAAGUUUAUUCUUUAUAAGGAUUACAAUGCUGAGUUUACGGAAUUUGGUUAUUGUGUAGUUUACAUGUAGUAAAAUAAUAAUGGAUAUACAAGACACUAAAAGGAUUUUUUAU